Fopius arisanus is the source of this 2310-nucleotide messenger RNA. Its product is annotated as protein-associating with the carboxyl-terminal domain of ezrin. Gene Ontology annotation, molecular function: ATP binding; protein kinase activity. The transcript has 4 exons. Gene Ontology annotation, biological process: protein phosphorylation. Lineage: Eukaryota; Metazoa; Arthropoda; Insecta; Hymenoptera; Braconidae. Bases 79 to 1932 code for a protein of 617 amino acids. The record is from RefSeq and is a predicted model, not a curated record.
UGGUGACAGUGGCCUGUUCCCCAGUGGGGUUUAUUGGUCUGUCAAUUAAAAAUUUUUAAAAUCCUGACAGUGGAAUUAAUGGGUAAUGAGAAGAGUGCCCUCAGUGGGCUAGAGAUAGACGAAAAAGCUAUUGAAGUUACAGAUUUUUGGCUUCACCACAGUGCAAGCACCAGUGGUGGAAAUUCUCAAUGUCUUUCGGUGUUCAUCAGUGAACCUUCACUCCAUUCAACUGCCAACUUUGGCAAGCCCUCACCCUUGGAGAGGACAGCCAAGAAUUUGAUGCUCCAUCGUCACCCCUGCAUUCUCAAGUACAUCUCCUCCUGGAAGAAGGGCAGUUCCUACUAUCUAGCAACUGAAGAAGCUAAACCCCUGGCCCAGGUAAUUGGGACCCAGACAACCUUGCAAAUAUGUAUAGGACUUCACAGUAUCGUACGGGCCCUGAUAUUUCUCCACGAGAAUGCCCUAGCCUCCCACAACAAUCUCUCCAGCAGUUCGAUAUACGUCACCCCCGAGGGCUCAUGGAAGUUGGGAAGUCUCGAGUUCCUCUGCAAAUUCUCAGACUUCAAUCAGGCUUAUUUAAAGAAAAUCAAGAACUUCAGGUACGAGAAGGCUAUCACACCUGAGGAGGACGUCUCCUCGAUGGUAUCCCAGGUCAAUCCAGUGUCCAUUGACCAAUUUGCAUUUGGUGUUCUCACCGAGGACGUUUUGAGACUGAAGAAUUCAGACGAUGUGCCAGCCCUCCUAGACUUCAAAGAACUAUGCCGACAACAAUUACAAAACCCUGAUCCAGUCCUGAGGCCAAGUCUUAAUUCCCUUCUACGACACCCAUUUUUUACCCAUGACUUUAUAAAUAUUCACGCGUUUCUCAUGGAGUUGCCAUUGAAAACUGAACCAGAAAAGGAGCAUUUUUUCUCGAAUCUAGUUCCCCAGCUGCAGUCCUUCCCCGAAAAAAUUGUGGCAGAGCAGUUGGGACGUCUCCUGCUCUCCCGUCUGGUCCUUUUGGAUCCAACAGCUCAAUGCAAACUUCUCCCCUACGUCCUAAAACCCAAAACCGAGGAAGAGCCCGGUCUGUUCUCAGUCUCAACUUUCAAGAGCUACUUAGUCCCUCAACUCCUGCAGAUGUUCUGCGUUCGUGAUACUUCAGUUCGCCUCCUCCUCCUCUCCCACCUAAACUCCUAUAUCUACGCCUUCCAAAUGGACGAAUUAAAACGCCAAAUUCUCCCCGAGCUACUCGUCGGUAUAAAAGAUCACGACGAUCAGCUGGUGAGUGUCACCCUGAGGGCGUUGGCCGACCUAGUGCCAAUUCUGGGUGCUGCCACAGUGAUAGGUGGAAAAAGGGGAAAAUUAUUCACCGAUGGACGACCAAAUCACAACCAGACUCGACUAGAAAUGCGAAACAACAAGAGAGAAGUCAAGAAAGUCGAUGAGAUAGUAGAGGUAAAUUCCCCUGAGGAGAUUCCUGUCAUGGAAUUGCCAGAGAGACCAUCACCAGAUGGUGGAGAGGAGGCUGAGGAGACAACUGUCAUCGAAGAAGAGGGCACGUGGUCUGAUUGGGACACCCACGAGACUUGCAAUACCCAGGGAAAUGAGAGAAUUGAGGAAAAUAAUAGAAACGAAAUAAUUCAGCCGUCAAAAUCCAUUUCCAAAGUUGAUCGACCAAUCUAUCCCAAAAAAAUUCACAUAUCUGAUAUAUCUGAGCUCGAUAUCAAGCACUCGAAGACUCAGGAUAAGGAAGAGGUGGAUUUUUUUACGGAUAUGGAGCCAGUUAUUGAAAAAACGAGAAUUCUUCAUAUUGAGGAGGAGCGGGUUAAAAAUGUUAAGAGUGUCUUUGAUUUUAAGGCGACGUCCUUGCAGGACGACGACGAUGACGGAUGGGGAGAAGACCUCAAUGACUGGGGUGGAGAGAAUGGCCUCGAUGAUGUUAAUGACUGAGGGAAAAUCAGAUUCUGGAGCGAAGUGAGAGAACGUGAGGGAUGGAUUCUAUUGGGGAUUAUUCUUUUGGGUGUAGCUGCCACGGGGAUGGAUUUAGCCGUAGGAGGCAGAGGAACUUUUUUGUAGAGUGAAAAAUUCUGCGGAAAAAAGUUUCUUUCGGCUUCUACGUCGGAGCCACCGAUCGCGAGAUUUAUCGGAAUAUCGCGUCGCGUUUUUUCACUUCGUUUCGGAAUUCUUCAGAAUUCUGGUGAUUUUUUAUUGAUAAGAGGCUCGAUGCUGCAUUUUUGUUGAAUAGACUUGGGAAUUGUUGAUAGAGAGAAUUUGUAAUUUGUAUCAUAAACGAAUUUCGAAUAAACUGUAUUAAAUAAAGAGAAAGAA